GAACUAUAAAAGAUCCGUCCACACGUAAAAAAUGGAGGACCGAGGAGUAAUAAUUAGCUGAUUCUUCAUCGCCUUUUCACUGCUGCGAUACGUGUAUUGGGCUCAACUCAAGUCUCUUUCGCUCGUCACAGCUCUCUCACUAAGACAUAAUGGCAUUGAGAAUGGUUGCAAGGAAAAUGAGAAGUAAGCUUUUGCCAAGUCUCACCCCGGCAUAUAUGUUGCACUCUCAUGCUACAAGUUUUGGAUUUCAAGAAGUGCCGGAAGAAGAAAAGAGCAAAAUGGUAGGCAAUGUAUUUACUAGUGUUGCUUCAAAUUAUGAUGUUAUGAAUGACCUGAUGAGUGCUGGCUUACAUAGAUUAUGGAAGGAAAGAUUGGUCUCUAAAUUAAAUCCAUUUCCUGGAAUGAAGCACCUUGAUGUGGCUGGCGGGACAGGGGAUGUUGCAUUUAGAAUUCUAGAAAGUAUAAACAGUGUUAGGCGUAGGGCGCUGCAAGAUAUGUCUGAAGAUAAUCUUCAAGAAGAAACUCAGAUAUAUGUAUGUGAUAUCAAUCCAAAUAUGUUGAAUGUGGGCAAAAUGCGUGCCCAAGAGAGAGGUCUAGGGGAAGAUGGAUCUCUUGUAUGGGUUGGAGGAGAUGCAGAAGCACUGAAUUUUGAGGAUGACUCUGUGGAUGGUUAUACUAUUGCCUUCGGUAUCAGAAAUGUGACACAUAUAGAAAAGGUUCUUUCUGAAGCUCACAGGGUGCUUAAAAAGGGGGGAAGGUUUCUUUGCCUUGAAUUGAGCCAUGUGGAAAAUCCAGCUUUGAAGCAGUUAUAUGAUUAUUACUCGUUCUCCGUCAUUCCAGCCAUAGGGGAGCUAGUUGCAGGAGAUCGGAAUUCUUACCAGUACUUGGUUGAAAGUAUUCGUAAAUUUCCCUCACAGGAGAACUUUGCUUCAAUGAUCGCAGAAGCUGGAUUUCAGAAAGUCGAAUAUGAAAAUCUUGUUGGUGGAGUAGUUGCAAUUCAUUCUGGAUUAAAGUUUUAGAGGAGAAAUUACAAAGUCUGUAUGCAAAUUUGUAAUUGUGGGGAACUUCUUAAAGAUCCCAUGUCUUCACAUUUGCCAAUUGUCAUGUUGAUUGUUUGAAGCCCUAGUUUCUGAAGUGUUCAUUCGUUUCAAUUUAUUACA
This is a messenger RNA of Daucus carota subsp. sativus, 1160 nucleotides long. Its product is annotated as 2-methoxy-6-polyprenyl-1,4-benzoquinol methylase, mitochondrial. The record is from RefSeq and is a predicted model, not a curated record. The coding region runs from base 150 to 1019 and encodes 289 amino acids. Lineage: Eukaryota; Viridiplantae; Streptophyta; Magnoliopsida; Apiales; Apiaceae. Gene Ontology annotation, molecular function: methyltransferase activity. Gene Ontology annotation, cellular component: mitochondrion. The transcript has 9 exons. Gene Ontology annotation, biological process: ubiquinone biosynthetic process.